Molecule: messenger RNA, 912 nt
Organism: Hirsutella rhossiliensis
Lineage: Eukaryota; Fungi; Ascomycota; Sordariomycetes; Hypocreales; Ophiocordycipitaceae
Exons: 5
Coding region: 1-912 (303 amino acids)
Source: RefSeq, a predicted model, not a curated record
AUGCCCGCACCGCACCUUCGAAAGCCGCUCGAUAGCCAAAGGGGCGCUGGCGGUGAGAUGUCUAUGAUGUCUUUUGUCCAGCCGGACUGUCCUGCUAGAUUUUCCCACCAGGACGACCACCGCAUCAGGGGUCUUAACGCCGAGGCCAUGGCCCGCGUCUUCCUGCCUCCUCCCGCCUGGCUCCUCAACCUCUCCAUCUACGGCCAGCCUAUUGAUCCCUCCGACUGGACCGAAGAGUGGUUUUUCAUGCAUGCCCGCGUCCACCCCUACGCGCUCGCAUGGGAGGUUGAGCAACGCGACGGCCUCGAGUCUGACACGGGCCGCACCUUUCUCUAUACGAUGCCCGCCCUUGUCGUCCGCGAUCAGGGCUACCAGCCUGUUCUCCCUAGGCUCUUUGCCUCCAUGGGCGACUUCCCCUGCAUCCCGCCUAUUGUUUCCUUUACCGGCCUUAUCGUCGGCACCGGCCACUCCUCGCUGCGGCGGGACCUACUGCCCGGUCUAGGCGCCGCCCAACUUAACUGUUGCGGAUUUGUCCGCCUUUCUACCUAUGUCGCUCCUGGGAUGCCUAAUAAGGUCCCCUUCAAGGGCUUCCACCCGUUCCAGGUCUUCGUUAUCUUCCCUGUUCGCGCUAACCCCUGGGCCAUCUUGUGCAAGGUCGCUGGCCUGCUCCGUCAUGAUGUCAUGCUCUACCCCGGGCUCGGACCGGGACAACGUCUUUAUCGUCGUCCCGGAUUCCUGGACUUUCUCGACAAGGCCGCCGCCGCCGUCACCACGAUGGCACCGCUUCUCUCUACGCCACAGAGGCAACAAGCUUCCUCCGCUUCCGCGGCCUUCCGGGACUCCUCCACCCUUGGCUUCGGCUUCGCCCUCGACCGGCCACCUUACGCCGCCCGGGAAACGAUAUUGCCCUGA